CCAAAGGAAGGAGGAGCGUUUCGUGCGGCGCCGGAGGUUCUGCUGCAGCUGGACGCGAGUAGAAGCUGUUGUGGGCCUUGCGGUCGGAGGGUGCGGGGCCAUGUUCUGUGAGAAAGCCAUUGAGCUCAUCCGCGAGCUUCACCGUGCACCCGACGGGCAGCUCCCAGCCUUCAAUGAUGAUGGAAUCAGGCAAGUUCUAGAAGAAAUGAAAGCUUUAUAUGAACAGAACCAGUCUGAUGUAAAUGAGACUAAAUCAGAUGGACGAAGUGAUUUGAUUCCAACAAUCAAAUUUCGACAUAGUUCUUUGCUGAGAAAUCGACGUUGCAUAGUUGCGUAUUUAUAUGAUCGAUUGCUUCGGAUUAGAGCUCUCAGGUGGGAAUAUGGCAGUGUCAUACCAAAUGCACUGAGAUUCCACAUGUCAGCUGAAGAAGUAGAAUGGUUCAAUCACUAUAAAAAGUCCCUUGCUACAUACAUGAGAUGUUUGGGUGGAGAUGAAGGAUUAGAUAUUACACAAGAUAUGAAACCUCCUAAGAGCCUUUACAUUGAGGUGCGGUGUCUAAAAGACUAUGGAGAGUUCGAAGUUGAUGAUGGGACUUCAGUUUUAUUGAAAAAAAACAGCCAGCAUUUCUUGCCUCGAUGGAAGUGUGAACAAUUAAUCAGACAAGGAGUCUUGGAACAUGUUCUGUCAUAACAGUAUCCUAAAAAUAUUGGGAAAACUUUUUAAGUAUCUCUGCCCUUCUCCCCUUCAUUGUGAUCCAAAAAAUUAUGGAUGAACCCUUUUUUUAAAAAAUAUAAUUUUCUUGUGUAUUUUUGAUUCCUGAUAUUCAGAAAAAUAUUAGAUUUUGUUUUUCUUAACAAUAAAUAGUGACCUGGGAA
Messenger RNA from Antechinus flavipes (yellow-footed antechinus), 876 nucleotides. It is a transcript of the gene GINS1, whose product is annotated as GINS complex subunit 1. Bases 101 to 691 code for a protein of 196 amino acids. Lineage: Eukaryota; Metazoa; Chordata; Mammalia; Dasyuromorphia; Dasyuridae. The record is from RefSeq and is a predicted model, not a curated record. The transcript has 7 exons. Gene Ontology annotation, cellular component: GINS complex. Gene Ontology annotation, biological process: DNA replication; DNA strand elongation involved in mitotic DNA replication.